AUGGGGGACUGGAGUGUCCUAGGUAACUUUCUGGAAGAGGUACAGGAGCACUCUACAUCAGUGGGGAAGGUGUGGUUGACUGUGCUGUUUAUCUUUCGCAUCCUAGUCUUGGGCACAGCCGCGGAGUCAUCAUGGGGUGAUGAGCAGUCUGACUUCAUGUGUGACACAAAACAACCUGGUUGCACAAAUGUCUGUUAUGACCAAGCUUUCCCCAUUGCUCAUAUCCGCUACUGGGUGUUGCAGAUCGUCUUUGUAUCAACGCCAUCCCUCAUCUACAUGGGCCAUGCCAUGCACACCGUCCGCAUGGAGGAGAAACGAAGGCAGAGGGAGCAGGAGGAGAAGGCUGGAGGAGGGAAUGAGGGAGGAAGAGAAGAGAAAGAGUAUUUGGAACAGAGAGACAAAGCAGUAGAGGCACCGACAAAGAUCCGCCUUAGGGGGGCGCUGCUGCACACAUACGUCCUAAGCAUUUUAAUACGCUCGGUCAUGGAAGUGACCUUCAUUGUGAUCCAAUAUAUGAUGUAUGGAAUCUUUCUGCAAGCUCUGUACCACUGCAACACUUCGCCGUGUCCCAACCCAGUGAACUGUUACAUGUCACGGCCAACGGAGAAAAACGUCUUCAUUGUGUUCAUGUUAGUGGUGGCAGGAGUGUCACUGUUCCUCAGUGUGGUGGAGCUGUACCACCUCAGUUGGAAACAGUGUAGGCAAUGCCUUAGAAAGUACACAGAAAACCGCACCAUUGAUGGCAAAACCAAAAACGGCAAAGAUGUUUCCACAGUCAAACCUGGCAUGGCAACUAUUCCACUGGAACGGUCUGACACAACUCAACCAUCCCCUUCCCAAAACUGUACCCCACCCCCAGAUUUUAACCAUUGCUUAGCGUCCAGUCAAGGACCACCAUCACCUCCACAUCUCCAUCACCACCAUCUUCAUCACAUACACCAAGCCUACCAGCCCUUCACCAACAAUCUGGCCAAACAGCAGAACUCUGUCAAUAUGGCCACCGAGUGGCAUCAUCAUAGUCAUGAUGACCUGGAGACUCGCGAGGACUUCAUGCGGAUGAGCUUUGGGAGCCCUGCAUCUCGGGUGCCUUGCGGGCAUGUCCCGACUGAUGUGACACCCAGUGCCCCCUCCACACCAUCCUCCCAUCCAGGCUUCUUUGGAGACAAGCGCCGUCUUAGCAAGACCAGUGGCACUAGUAGUAACCGGGUCAGACCGGGUGAUCUUGCUGUGUAGUCUGUGUUUAUUUUUCUCCCAAUUUGGAAUGCCCAAUUCCCACUACUUAGUAGGUCCUUGUGGUGGCGCGGUAACUCACCACAA
Molecule: messenger RNA, 1317 nt
Organism: Myxocyprinus asiaticus (Chinese sucker)
Lineage: Eukaryota; Metazoa; Chordata; Actinopteri; Cypriniformes; Catostomidae
Gene: gja5a
Product: gap junction protein, alpha 5a
Exons: 1
Coding region: 1-1233 (410 amino acids)
Biological process (GO): cell communication
Cellular component (GO): connexin complex
Source: RefSeq, a predicted model, not a curated record